This is a messenger RNA of Macrosteles quadrilineatus (aster leafhopper), 4595 nucleotides long. Its product is annotated as sodium-dependent neutral amino acid transporter B(0)AT3. The record is from RefSeq and is a predicted model, not a curated record. The transcript has 12 exons. Bases 170 to 2179 code for a protein of 669 amino acids. Gene Ontology annotation, cellular component: membrane. Lineage: Eukaryota; Metazoa; Arthropoda; Insecta; Hemiptera; Cicadellidae. Gene Ontology annotation, biological process: sodium ion transmembrane transport.
GUAGGUUUAGGCCCGGGUUGGUGUAUGUGAAGUACGUCGUUUCCACCCACAGGCCCAAAUUGCUGCCCAACUGUCUGUGAUCCCUGACAAAUACGUAGCACGUAGUCUAGUAUGUCCGACCGGCGCAGUUAGUACGCAGCCUCACCGAGCACUGCGCACCUGCCUCACCAUGGAGACGAAGACAGAGCGAUGGGUGGGACACGAGUUGGCACCGCUGGCUUCUGGCAAUGGUGGUGUCCAGAUCGUGCUGACCCCAGCUGAGCCGGCGGACGCUCCCCCGCGUGCCGCCUGGGACAACAAGAUGCAGUUCAUGCUGUCCAUCAUAGGCUACUCCGUGGGCCUCGGGAACAUAUGGAGGUUCCCUUACCUCUGUCAGCAGAAUGGUGGAGGUGCCUUCUUGAUUCCGUUCUUCAUCAUGCUAAUUCUGGAAGGCAUUCCAUUGUUCCUGAUUGAGCUCGGCAUUGGUCAGAAGAUGCGCCUCGGGUCACUCGGAGUGUGGAACACGAUCCAUCCGUGGCUCGGAGGCAUCGGAAUCGCCUCAUGUACUGUCACCUUCUUUGUUGCCUUGUACUACAAUGUUAUCAUUACUUGGUGUUUCUACUACUUUUUCAACUCUUUUCAGAGUCCGUUGCCAUGGUCGUACUGUCCAAAACUUCCCAACAACACAACAGUCCCGGAGUGCGAGAGGAGCUCUGAGACAGCCUACUUCUGGUACAGGACGACCCUCGACAUCGCCCCUACCAUGGAUGAGACAGGGGGGCUAAAAUGGUGGAUAGUGUUAUGUCUGUUACUUGCCUGGACAAUGGUCUUCUUCAUUGUUAUGAAGGGAAUACAGAGUUCUGGGAAGGUGGUUUACUUCACCUCGAUGUUCCCGUAUAUGGUGCUCACAAUUUUCUUCAUUCGUGGAAUAACGCUGAAAGGAGCUGGGGAAGGGAUCAAACACAUGUACACUCCGAAGGUGGAAAAGUUGUUGCAGCCGACGAUAUGGCUUGAUGCAGCCACUCAGGUAUUUUACUCCUUCGGCCUCGCGUUUGGCUCUCUCAUAGCGUUCGGGAGCUACAAUCCUCCUAAGAACAACUGCGUGAGGGAUGUGAUUCUGGUGUCAGUAUGUAAUGCGUUCACGGCAAUCUACGCUAGCAUCGUCGUGUUUACCAUCCUUGGAUUCAAGGCUGUCUCCAACGUAGAUAGAUGUAUUGAGAGCAACAAGAUGAAGCUUGAAAUCAGUGGUCUUUUGGAAAAAAAUGCAUCAUUAGAGAAGUAUGAGCUCUACAUUUCAAAAAUAUCAAAUGAAACUUUCCACGCCCACAACUUAGAAACAUGCAGUUUGUCAGAACAACUCGAUCAGGCAGCUGAAGGGACCGGCCUAGCUUUCAUAGUCUUCACUCAAGCCAUCGUUGAGUUGCCUGGAGCCCCAUUUUGGGCAGUCAUAUUCUUCCUUAUGCUGCUUUCUCUUGGAAUUGGCUCACAAAUUGGAAUUCUAGAGGGAAUGCUGUGUACUAUUUUUGAUAUUGAUCUAUUCAAAAGAAUUAGGAAACCUGUUUUAACAGCAUUUGUCUGUGGAAUCUGCUUCAUUGUGGGACUGAUAUUCUGCACGGGCGCUGGUGAAUAUUGGCUGAAAAUGUUUGACUCCUUCGCCGGGACCAUCGGUCUCGUCAUGAUAGCUCUACUGGAAAUGGUGGCCGUCAUGUUUAUAUAUGGACACGAAAAAUUCACUCAAGAUAUAGAAGACAUGACUGGUUACCGUCCGGGACUCUACUGGCAAGUAACUUGGAGGUUUCUAGCGCCUCUAAUCAUGUUUUGUAUCCUCGCUUCUUCAAUUGCAUUCCGGAUAAUUGAAAAACCCAGCUACCACGCAUGGAAUGGUGAACUGGGGCAAACGGAGGAAAAACCCUACCCAGGCUGGGUGCUGGUGAUCGCUGUGUUGAUGAUCAUUGCCAGCGUCAUUCCGAUCCUCCUUGUCUUUCUACUCCGUCGCUUCCAGUGCCUCAAGUUUGACGUGGACAUCCACCAAGGUGCAAUACGCCGAAUCGACACUACCGUUUCUACUAAGGAAAUGAUGACUGAUGUCGACCAGGAUGAGUUUCCCGAGGAAUCUCAGGAUGAAAGCGACGAUGACAUUGGGAUGAACUGCAAUGACCAGAUUGGCAAAGCGUUCAAGAUGGAAGUAUUGGACUUCUAGCAUAAGAAAGGCAAGCCAUCCAGGCUUGCCUAUUUGUGAGGUAUUACAGGACAAUUCUUAAGUACAGAUAGAAAACCAAGGUCAACUGAAUGGUUUUCUAUACCAGCAAUAAAGAAAUAUAACUCAUAUUACCACCAAAUGGUGAAAGUGUCAAUUGGGGUUAAUUAAUUAAACUAAAAUAGAGGCAGAAACACAAACACAUAGUAUUUGAGUGUAACAGACAAUUCACAGUUUACUACUGACAUUAUUAAUGUUAAUUAAAAAUUGAUGUCAUCAGAAAACACGACACAUGGAAAAUGCUGCCUCUUAAAAUCUCUUAAAAACAUUCGUUGAUGGGUAACAUCAAUGAGACAUUUGUUGUAACUCGAUGAAUAGAAAUUUAUGUGAUUCAUCAAAGAAAAAGUAGAACAGUUAACAUAAAAACAUGAAUUGAGUUGAUAACAUUCACAAGAUAAUGUUUAUUAAUGUCCUUUGAACAGAUAUCAACCUCUUGAAUCCCAAGCACUUUUUGUGAAGAGAGUACUAAACACACAAGACUGUAGACCUUUCAAUGCACAAUUUUAAUUUUAAGAGGUAAAUUUAAUGUUUGCAGAAACAAUUUCAAGGUUAAAAAAAUAAAAGGAGCCACGACAUUUUCAGAGAUCUUGUUGAAAUUGAAACAUUGGGUGCCGGUGCCUCAACGCAAUUAGGGGUGCAUGUGAUCAGUUUGAUAUGAUGACAGAUAAAGGUUUAGUCUUUCAACAACUAUCUUCAUUAUCAACUCUCUCUAUUUCCCUUGUCAAUCUAAGAUUUUUCUGGAAGGCUCAGAAAUCUCUCAAAAAAGAUUUUUAUUUACUUUUAUCAUUUCUUUCCAGAAUGCAAUAAUUCUGUGGUAAUCAAUGUCAAAAUAGAUUUUAAUUACUGGUACAUUCAGUUGAGAAUUUCCCACUCUUGAUAUUAUGUUAUAAGAAUAAGACGGUUUUAAGAUUAGGUAUAUCACCAUAUUGUCAAUUGUCAUGUGAGUUAAUAGUAUUGAUUUGAUUCACAAAACAUAUUUUAUAACUAGCAAAUGAAAAGUUGUCAAAUUUCAAAGUUUGAAAUCCAAUGAAAGUAAAAAUGUGAAACAAUAAAUAUUUAUUUACUUUUGAUGAACUUAACAUUCAAACAAACCAAAACAGUAAUUAUUUGUUUUCUUUCAGGAGUAAAACAUGUUCUAAUAAUGUAACUACUGUACCUACAUCUUCUCUUUUAAUUGAGGCAAAUUUUUGUAAGUCGCUGAGAACAAAAUGAUUCUUUAAUACCUAGGGAAAACACACAAUAACCCAUUUGUCAUCCACAUUAGCUGUUAAUAGCCAACACAGAAACCGUAUUGUUCACCAAAAUUAGUUUCAAUGAAAAAUAAUUAAUCAAAUUUCAAAUUGAAACAAACCGCUUUGUAAUGUCUAUGUGAGUAAAUUAUUGAAUCAGUUUUGAAUGUUUAAGUGACUAGAAUCAUGAAAAAAAUUUAGAUGUUAUUAUAAACAAAAUUUACACGAUGAACUAAUUCAAGAAUAGGAAAUGAUUUUUUAUUGAAUGAAGUAUAUAUACUAUAUAUUAUAUUUUUUAGAAUAAGCAAAGAUAUUACACACAACAUAUCAGUUUAAUUAUCUAGUGAGAAAUAUUUUCAAAACUGUAGGAACUAAUGCUUUACAAUCCGUCAGCUCAGCAAUACUUUUUGUCAAUAUUAUUUUGUAAAGGGUGUUUUUUUUAGAAAUAUACCACUUUUAAAUUAUAUAACACACAUUAAAAUUAUGCCAAUUACCAUGAUAAUGUAUUUUUUCAUUGGUACUUGUAUGACUUUAAGUUAUAAAAAAUAAAUUUGGGCAUGGAUGAUGCAGCUGGCUAACAUUACGGAUUAUGUCCGACAUCAUAUUUGAACAAAUAUGAGCCAAUGAGCCCAGCCACACCAAACAGCGACUUUUAAUGGAUGCAUGGCUUUUCAACAAUAUGGUCUUGGACUCCCUUCACUCCGAAUCCAGCAGUUUUGUGGGAAACGUAAAGCAACUAUUAUACACCAAUGAACCACACACAUUGAACGAUUUGGAAGCAAGCAUUUAUCAUAACUGCCGGUAAAUUGUUUCAGCUCCAGAGUAAAGUGAUGGAAAACUUGAAUUGCAGAUUUCGCUUCUUUAAAGCCAGCCGCAGCACCCAUAUCCUUGAAUUUAUUUUAAAACACUUGAUGGCAUAAAAGCACCAAUGUAUUAAAUUCAUUACUUGGUAGUUAAAGUAAUUAACUUUAUGUGUUUUAUAUUAUUUAAAAGUUGUGUUAUAAAAACUGCAGUAUUUUAUGUGAUUUAAUUGACAAUUGAUCACCAAAAUCUUUAAAAAAGUGAAGGAUAAUACCGGGUGAUUCAAAAUGAAUAGCCUGGUCUUAACGCUUUAUAACUUUUAUACUAUU